Molecule: messenger RNA, 6450 nt
Organism: Symbiodinium sp. CCMP2592
Lineage: Eukaryota; Dinophyceae; Suessiales; Symbiodiniaceae
Source: the annotation of a GenBank genome assembly
AUGUCGGAUACUACCAACCCGGAAGAGGUUUUGGAGACUGAAGCGGAAAUGUCUUCGUGGAGCUCAGCUUUCGACUUUUUAGCUGAGCCGGCUCAGACGAACCGACAAAACAAAAAGAAGAAAAAGAAGGAUGGACGGGACCGGCGAGCCCGCAAGAAGCCCUCUAAGAAGGCCGGCAAGAAGCUCGUGAGGAGCUCGGAUUCUGCAGAGAUUGCUGAGUUUAAUAUACAGCAGCAGGCGAGCAGCUCUAAUGAGCCUGCUACGAACAUCGUGCCAAUGGCUGAAUCAGGCAUGCAGACGGCCCCUGAGGAACUCCAGACUUCUGGAGAGUUCACAUUCGUUGCGGUGUGGCGGCCAGGACCUCCCCCACCGCGAAUUGGCAAGACACGUGCUGUUGCGAAGAUGUUAGUUCGCGCGGGCCUACGAGCAGAAACCGUGAUCGCAGACGCGACCGGGAAUCAAGAUCGGUGGGAGCGCGAGCUGCUGCGCCUUUUCCCCUGCCAUUGCCUCAGCUGCCGGCAGCAGCGCCGGGAUACGAAUGGAGGCAAGUACCAGUGGUGCCCGGUGCAGCCACCUUUGCCGCCUCCCUCGACACCUGCCCCGAUUGCCCCUGUUGUGCCUGUACCUCAGCAGCAGACUACUUGGAAUCGCCAGCCCUGGGUCGAAGUGGCCGCGGCCGACGCCCGUCGGGCUGCCAAAGAGGCUGAUCAGGACGAGGCGGACGACGAAACGUCGUACCUCGCAUCUCUGUGGAAGUCGGCGGAGGAUGAAGCACGCGCAGACCCCACUCGACCAUUGUCAGCUCGGGAACUGGCAGAGCAAGGAAAACUGCAGUGGUGGUGGAAGAUGCCUUGGAAGGCCGUCGUCGAAAAGUUCCCCGACACGGCUGCCUACAAGGAAUUCUUGGAAGGACUUGAAGGUCCAAUACCGGGGCAGAAUCCUGUGGCGGGCGUCGUCGGACCCGAUGCUCACAUGUUUCGGGUGCCUGGGCAACGAAUUUUGAUCUUAUCCUGCGAAUUGCGCGGGCCAAGCUAUAUCCGCAAUCCGAACUCGGAACACUCUGCUAUCAUGGCUCAUGGUACCUCUUUCCCAUCUUUAGUCGGCGUGGCGGAGAUAGGGGAGAUCGCGGUGAACGAUUAUCGCGAUCAGGGAAUUCCCUGCUUCGGCUUUUCGGCACGAGGUUCAUUGGUCGCACUGUCGCGAGACGCACUGGAAAGUGCAGCGACAAAAUGCGCGAGUCGGGCUAAAGCCCUGGGUGGUGCGAUUAUCCUCGUAGAGUGCGAGUUGCCACGGAGCACCCCCUCUGUGGAGGGGGGGAACGAAAUGAUGCAGAUCUGUUGCCGGGACGCUGGCUCGGCGGCUUUCCCUCAGGGCUUGAACUUGCCUUAUCAGGGAGUGGUCCCGGCGUCGUCUGUUCCUCAGACGGCAGCGCAGCCUUCAGAUUCCGGGAAUCCGGCGUACCGCCGGGUCCUCACAUUACUUCAUGCCUUUUCGAGUUUCUUUGACCUGUGUACUUUGAUGGCGGAUGACGAGGAGGUGUCCGAAGUUCUCCAGUUGCACGCGAUCUGUUGUGAUCGCGAUAUUUCUGUCAUUGAUAGAUGCGGGGCGGCACAUUUCCUUGCUAUGCUCUACGCGAGGGCGCGAGCAUCGGACAUCCGGUGUGUCAAAAGUAUCUUGAUAGACGUGCACAACGAGGUGGCUGAGGUAUCUACUGCCACGUCCCUCGACGGAGCAGGCCGUCAGUUCGCACUCAUUGAAGGCCAUCACGCGGAUGCAGCGACUGGCAGUGAUGCAGUUUAUGGGCGUGAGUUGCAGAGCGCGGCACUACGUGAGUACGUUGUCGUACUGGAUGCAGUGGCGACGGGUAAGUUCCUGCCGGACCAGACUCGUUCGGGUCAUUUCUCAUCUGGUUGGACUCGGGAGUCCAUCCUGCAGGCGGCUGCUUUUCCACAGGACUCGGAAGUCCUGCAGGCGGCGGUGGAAGAUGACCAAGAUGAGGCUUUGGCUGUGGUUUCUGAUGUUUCAGACUCUGAUGAAGAAGCCCCGGAGGAACAAUCUUUCUGGGCUCAUCCGACUAGCCAGGUCCUGCGUCGCACGACUUUGGGGUCGGCAAUGUUUUUGUGUGGCCGAGCUUUUGGCGAUCAUUAUCGACGCAUUCCUAUGGCUCGGGCGCAAGCGCACCCGCAAUGUGCCAAGUGUUUCCCACGGUACUUAGCCAUGACGAGUUCCGUAGAUUCGGCGCCUUUCUUUGUGCACCGAGCGGAUGAAAUCUCGCUUGCCAAGCGAGUAGUGGAUGCCUUGAAAGGUAAAGGGGUCACCACUUUGGCCCAGCUGGCCUUUUGUGUCGGACAACCGGGACAGGUGCUAUCUCAGACUGAGUUUGACACGUGGAGCGAGGCCAUGUUGGUAGGCAUCACGGUGGGCGAGAAGGCGUCUCUGAGGCGCCUGAUCUUGGAAGCUCAGACCAUGCUAGUGGCUUCUUUGAAGGAUCUGGCAGAACCUGCUGAACACGCUUCCCCUAAAAAGGUGGGGGUAGCCGAGCGGAAUGCUCGCAUGGAUCAGCUUCGGACUCAGCUCGCCGGAGUUUCGCUCACUGGACAGCUUGAGCCGAGUCAUGCAUUACUUGACAUGGCCGUUCAGCAGUGGGAGAGUCGCUGCCUGAAGUACAUUGGUCCGGAGAAGUGUCAUAGCCGCGAGGAUGAGGUUCAGAACGUUAAGCCUUUGACCACCAGUCUUUCCUUGGAAGGCGGUAAGCUGAAGGUUACGGAGGCUGCUGGUAUGGAUGAUCGUGACAUUGAGGGCUCUUUGCAGGUCCUUAAUGCCCUGCGCCGCAGAGGAGUGGCUUACGCAUUUGCUCGCUUGAUCAGUUGGGAAAGACAUGAAGCUUAUGUUUCUUCCUUGUUCAGGUAUUUGACCAAGCCCGCUCAGCCUGGUUACAGGAAGGUGUCUCUUCGUCAGAUCUUGCGGGCUGACAAGCUUGCCUUCUCCAAGUUGUCGGAGGCUGGUGAGGAUAUCCGGGCAGAUGCUUCAGGCACUCUCCCGCUCGAUGCCGCGAUCGGGGCUAUCCUGCACGAUUACGACCUAAUUGUAGCUCUCCUGCCUAUGGGGGAUUUGGAUGGUAAGGGCAAGAAUGCUAAUGGCCGCGGUGGGCGCCCGGGUCCUUACAGCGAUAAUGCGCCCUGGAAGGGGAAGAAUGGCAAAGGUAAAGGCGGUUGGAACACCAAGGAAGCUGUGACUAGCGGCUCCGCCGCCUUGCACCGCCGCCUUGGCGUCGGACGUGGAGAUGACACCUUCGGAAGAACCCGUUUCCGGUGCCGUCUCUGUUCACCGCCUGUUGGAGUGGGAGUGGACCCUGCUUCAGAGAUGGUAGAUGUCGACGAUUCUCCGAUUUUUGUAGAACCUACAGUUUUGGAUCCCCCUACGAUGCCGAGCGCUUCUUCUGAGCCUUUUGCCUUGGAGCGCACAGAGAGCGAGGGGGCGCUCCCCUCACCUCCCGUGGCAUCGGAGGACUUUUCUCCGGCACCGCCUACUCAGGAGCCGGCCAGAGCCGUUUUGCAGUGCUUUGCAGGUCAAGCUCGUGUGGCUUCGGCCUUGAUUAAGCAGGGCUAUUUUUCCUAUGGAGUGGAUCGAUUCAAGCAGAAGGCGGCCAUGGCCCCAGUGCUUCAGAUGGACUUGUCGACGCGGGAGGCGUGUGACUCUGUCUUAACAUGGCUUGACAACCGGAAGAUCGCGGGUGUUAUGAUAUGUAUUCCUAAACACGCCUCGGAGCCUGUUACUACGGCUUUCGUCCUGGCAGUGAUGGCAGGGUGCUUGAGCAACAACCUGCCCAUGGUUCUUGAGGGUUCGGUGUCUUCUCCCUUUUGGGAGAGUUUCAAUCGUUUACCAUCAGCACAGCACCCUCCGCAUAGGGUGGAGGUGGAUUGGCAGCUUUGGGACUCACAUAGCAAGCAGCGCAGCCUCGUGUGGUCCAAUUUGCCCGAAAUCCUCACUGUGCGCAGGGAGGCGGCACCUAUGGGACGUAAGGUGCAGCAGCGAUCGGAGGCGCAGACAGGUUAUCCGCCGGCUUUUGCCACGGCGAUAGCUGAGGUAUUCAUUGCAGGCCUGACUCAGCGACAGCUGCCAUGCCGCAGCCCGGCCUUAGCUAACAAAUCGCUGCGAGUUUCGGCUAUGAAUCAGCCACGUGGGGCGAUGCCGGAAGUGGUGUCUGAGUGGAAGUUGGUGGUUUAUGUCCUUCUGCCACCGCAGGUUGAGGACCCGUUUGGCGGGUCGAAACGCCUCAAACAGGACUGGCGAGUCCCGCACGGCGCCCGCGUGUUGCCGGAGCUCAAGCUGCUCCCGCAGGAUUCCCAGCUUCUGUCGCGUACUCAGUCAGGGGGGCAAUUGAGCCCGCAACUUCAGCAGGAAAUGCAAAACUUGAAUGGAGCCUCAGUUUUGCGAGUGGGCAUCCCAUGGGAUCCCAUUGAAUUUAUUGCUAAAGCAGGUAAGAUUGGACACCCAUACCACAAGUUAUCCAAGUGCAACAAGGAUCUCAGAGAUCUCGUUCAUGACUUAGUACACAAACCGGGACCGGUUCGUUCUCAGAGGAAGAAUUACAUCGAGAAGUGGGCCAGAAGAGCCAAAGAGUUGGAACCAGAGGAAACCAAGCUGAAAGCUGGCAUGUCGGAUCACCGAAGGAAGAUCCUUCAACCCAAACGUAUCUUGCUAUUUGAAGAGAUGCUGCGAGACAUUGGGUAUGACGAUAUGGGUGUGGUUCAGGAGCUCAUCGACGGAGCCACGCUGACGGGGGACAUUCCUAUCACUGGGGUGCUGGAUACCAAGCUCAAGCCUGCUAGGUUGGAUACUGAACAACUUAUAGGGAUGUCUGAUGAAAUCAGACAGCAAAUCCGGGUGAAGACUGGGUCGUCGGGUGAUAAGGAAAUCGACCAGCUGUUGUGGGAUAAGACGAUGGAAGAGGUACAGAGUGGAUACCUCUCAGGACCUUACGAUUUCGAGUCAUUGCCGAAAAGAUGUUUGGUCAGCUCCCGUUUCCCGUUGCUACAAGGGGAGAAGCUGCGACCAAUUGACAACUACUCAUCGAGUUUGAUUAACGACACGGUCACAGUUUCUGAAAAGCCUAUCACGCACUCUAUCGAUGAAAUUGCAUUGCUGAUAAAUACGCUUUCGAGUGCUGCCCGAAAGAAGAACCUGAACGCAUUGUACGGGAAAACGGCGGAUCUGAAGGGAGCUUACAGACAAUUGGCGGUAUCUGAUACAAGCUUAGAUUUUUCUUACCUCUCGGUCUACGACCCGGCAGAGGAGAAGCCCAAGUUGUUCCAACAACUAGCUGUGCCCUUCGGCUCAACCAAGGCCGUGUAUUUUUUCCUCAGAGUGGCGAGAGCUCUUUGGACUAUCUUGGUCAAAGGGGCCAGAAUCCCGACCACGAAUUAUUUCGACGAUUUUGUUCUGCUCGCUCUUGGAGGAGAUAGGAGUUCGUGUUCGCAUGCUUUCGAUGAAGUUAUGAGGCUGCCAGGUUGGAAGCUGUCAGCUGAUAAGACGACAGAGUGGGACACCAGCUUCGAGGCCCUUGGCGUCCUUUUCGAGCUUGACCAGACAGGGUCGGGAGUUCUGAAGGUCAGGAACACUGAGAAACGACGAAAGGAACUUACUGCUGCGAUCAAAGGUUUCCUGGACAAGGGAACCAUGACUCAGAAGGAAGCGCUACAACUGCGGGGUAGGGUGCAGUUUGCUCAAGCCCAGUUUUUCGGUAGGCUGGGAAGAAGGUGCCUUACAGAGGUGACAAAGCAUGCCUACACUGGCAGGUCGAAGCUUUCGUCGAUGGCCAAGGAACGACUUGAAGAGUUUGGUAAGUUCCUUGACAUGGCCCAACCGAGGUUAGUGGGACAAGUUUCAUGCAGGACUUUUAUGAUCCUGACUGAUGCGGCGUUUGAAACGGAGUCAGGAACUGGAGGCCUGGGGGGCGUCCUUCUCACCGGGUCAGGCUCGGCACUCUCUUUCUUCAGCGUGCCGAUCUCAGAGCAGCAAGCCAAGUCUAUGUCGUUGCAAGAUGAGCAUACUAUCAUAUAUGAGCUCGAAAUGUUCGGGGUCUUGAUCGGUCUCAAGCUCUUGGUCGAAAAGACAGCUGCUUUCGCAGAGUCAUACGAGCAGCCAGGUGCUGUUGCUGGAACUGGAGUGAUUUGUUAUAUCGAUAAUGAUGCUGCGAGACAUGCAUACAUCGUCGGCUCUUCGAAGAAAGGGGUUGCUGGGAUUCUUAUCGAUGAAGUCAAUUUCCUGGAGUAUGUCCACGGCAUCUUGCCGUGGUAUGCGAGAGUGGCAUCACCCGCCAAUCUGGCUGAUGAACCAUCGAGGAUGAAACUUGAUAGAGUCAAGAGGCUAGGAUUCAGAGACGAGUCCGUCGAGGCGACCAAAGCGGUGUUAUCAAUUGUGAAGAGAGUUUCGAAUCUGCCUGCUUAA